AUGGCCACAGCUGCCUCCAGCCCCUACACCCUGCUCAGCUCCAGCCCCAUGAUCCACCCGGACAGCCAGGCCAUGCAGCCUGCCAGCCCCUACAGGGGACACCAGAAGCUCCUCCAGGGUGACUACCUGCACAGCAUCCAGAGCAACGGACACCCCCUCGGGCACCAGUGGGCGAGCAGUCUGUCGGAGGGCAGCCCCUGGUCGGCCUCCAUGGAGCAGCAGGAUAUUAAACCGGGCCGAGAGGACCUGCAGCUCGGCAUCAUCCAUCACCGCUCGCCGCACGUAGCGCAUCACUCUCCUCAUCACAACAACCAUGGCAACCACCCGGGAGGCUGGGGAACCCCGGUGUCCCACAACACCUCCAUCACCAGCGGGCAGCAGAUCAACAUCUACUCGCAGACGGGCUUCACAGUCAACGGCAUGCUGGACCACGGUGGCCUCACACCUCCGCCCAACCCGCAGGGCCAAGGCAUGCACCCGGGCCUCAGGGACACGCUCAGCCCCGAGCACAGCGACCUCGGCGGCCACCACUGCCACGACCACUCCGACGAGGAGACGCCGACCUCGGACGAGCUGGAGCUCUUCGCCAAGCAGUUCAAGCAGCGGAGGAUCAAGCUGGGCUUCACGCAGGCGGACGUGGGUUUGGCCCUGGGCACGCUGUACGGAAACGUGUUUUCCCAAACCACCAUCUGCAGGUUCGAGGCUCUGCAGCUGAGCUUUAAGAACAUGUGCAAACUAAAGCCGCUGCUGAACAAGUGGCUGGAGGAGGCCGACUCCACCACGGGCAGCGCCAGCAGCAUAGACAAGAUAGCAGCUCAGGGGAGGAAGAGGAAGAAGAGGACGUCCAUCGAGGUGAGCGUGAAGGGGGUCCUGGAGACGCACUUCCUCAAGUGUCCCAAGCCGGCCGCGCCGGAGAUCACCUCCCUGGCGGACUCUCUGCAGCUGGAGAAGGAGGUGGUGCGAGUGUGGUUCUGCAACCGGAGGCAGAAGGAGAAGCGCAUGACGCCGCCGGGCGAGCUGCAGCACGAGGGACCCUAUUCUCACGGCGGGAGCGCGGGGGACGCCUCCUCGUGCCACGAUCUCUGA
Molecule: messenger RNA, 1086 nt
Organism: Anoplopoma fimbria (sablefish)
Lineage: Eukaryota; Metazoa; Chordata; Actinopteri; Perciformes; Anoplopomatidae
Product: POU domain, class 3, transcription factor 4-B-like
Exons: 1
Coding region: 1-1086 (361 amino acids)
Biological process (GO): regulation of transcription by RNA polymerase II; brain development
Cellular component (GO): nucleus
Molecular function (GO): DNA-binding transcription factor activity, RNA polymerase II-specific; RNA polymerase II cis-regulatory region sequence-specific DNA binding
Source: RefSeq, a predicted model, not a curated record